GGCAGCUCCGGCACGAAUAUGCAAACAAGCCGCCCCAUCAAAGGUAGUCCGAAAGUAAACGGAGCCCCGCGAGAGCCGGGCCGGGCGGAGGCGCCUCCCGCACCGCGGGCGCAGCCUCGAGGCCCCGGGGCGCCUCCGCCCGGCCGCCCGGGCAGCGGAAACAUGGCCCCGCCCGCCUCCGCCCUCCGCCCUCCGGGCGUGGUAGUCCCGCGCUGGCGAGCGGUUGCCUGGGUGGCCCUGAGAGGUUGGUCGGGAGAGGCCACGCAUCAGGCGUCGGCGCCGGAGUUUUAUUCCCGGAAGAGGCGGAUAGAAAGACGGGGGACUUACUUGCCGGAGCAGUUGGGAUUACGAUUGGGGAUGUGGUACUGGAAUGAUGAAACCAGAAAUCUUGAAUUCAGAAGUUUUACACCUGCAGUAGAACCCAAGGAAAAAGGAAGGAGAGGCAAAGCAGUACACUUUGCUGAAAUUGAUGGUCCAGCUUCAGACAGGUUGACAGAUAAAAAAUAUGCUUCAAGGGACGAUAAGUCACCUAAAGCCUUAGAGAAGCGAGGUCAGCAGGGCAAUGUGACACUGCAUGACGUUAAAUUUGUUGCUUUGUUUUUACUACAAGAUACUGAGAUGCAGCGGAUCUGUUCUUUCGCAACGUUUAUGAGGAAUAAACAUCUGGAUCAUUUCCUCAUGGCAUUAUUGUACUAUUUAUUUUACUACUUGGAAAAAAUAGCCCUGGAAAAGAAACCCAAAAGCUACAUGGUGAGCCUUGUAGAGAAAAAAGAGUUGGAAUUGGUUAUAAGUAAGUUAGAAGCGGCGCAGAAAUACCUGGCACAGAAGUACUGCGUCCUCGUCCUGGGCACGGGAAUGCCGGAGAAGCAUCACAUGUGCUGCGGGAAGGAGAAAAUAUCAGAUACACAGAGAGACUGGAAAUUCUUUGAGUCCUUUUACACUUUCUGUACGUACGUAGCUUGGAUUGUCUUCCGGCGUCAACACUUCACAGAGAUUGAGGAAGAAAUAGGAAGGCUCUUUCGUACCAGCGUGUUCAACACUCCUCGAAGGAAGCGUGAGGAUGAAGAAUUAGGAGGGGAAGAUAAACGCCUGACUUUUGUGCAAUUCAGGAGAAUGAUGGCAAGACGACCAGCAAUUAAAAAAGCCAUUAACAUGCGCUCUCCAGUCAUGUCUACUCUGCUGCCGUCUCUCAGAGAAAAAGCUCAGAAUGUCUUUGAGAAAAAGUAUCGUCAGGUAGACGUCAAACUCCCGGUGCAGAUGCAAGAGCACAUGGAAAGUCUGGACUCGACGCUCAUGCCAAAAGUUGGCAUCUUGGGGGAGCCUCGACGUCUGUUCAACCCCCAUACCCUUCUCCCCCUUGAACCGGAAGAAAACACAAGAGUGUCUGGGGCACAUUCUUCCCUGAUAAAAAGAAAUAACAUAAAGAUCCAGGAUACACGGACUUAGUCAGGAGAAGAUUGUCCUCUGAAACGACAUCCCCUAACUAAUCUGGUACAUUCCAUUUCUGUAAGUAAGUCCCGGUAGUUGAAGUAAACCACUUUGAUUUAAUCACUUUAUAUAGGACUAAUAUUUAUUGUUAUCACACUUUUUUAAAUUGUUCAAAUUAAUUUUGUCACAAGUUCAACAAUGGAGUAUUAAAGAAUUCCAGAAAACUCUUGAAAAGCUUA
This is a messenger RNA of Suricata suricatta (meerkat), 1667 nucleotides long. It is a transcript of the gene PPP1R36, whose product is annotated as protein phosphatase 1 regulatory subunit 36. Gene Ontology annotation, biological process: negative regulation of phosphatase activity. The transcript has 11 exons. Gene Ontology annotation, molecular function: phosphatase binding. Lineage: Eukaryota; Metazoa; Chordata; Mammalia; Carnivora; Herpestidae. The record is from RefSeq and is a predicted model, not a curated record. Bases 19 to 1446 code for a protein of 475 amino acids.